This is a messenger RNA of Juglans microcarpa x Juglans regia, 811 nucleotides long. RefSeq names its product citrate-binding protein-like. Lineage: Eukaryota; Viridiplantae; Streptophyta; Magnoliopsida; Fagales; Juglandaceae. The record is from RefSeq and is a predicted model, not a curated record.
UAAUAUUUAAAACAGAUAGAGGAUAUAACAUGGAAAUGAUUACCAAUUUCUACUACAGAGCUUUAUUAUUGCUUCUUGUGAGUUCUAUCUGGGAGCCUCUCCACCUUUGUGGUGCUGAUCCUACAGAUGGAUUCACCCGAGUGCCUCUUACAGAAGAGAACUUUGUGUUGCAUAAGCCAUAUGAUGUACCCCUAGAAGACCGUUACACUUACAAAAAUGGAGUUCGAAGGUUUUGGGUCUACAACAACGACAAGCCCUUCAAGCCUGAUAGCCCGACUCGGCCACGUACUGAAGUACGGAUAACUGGAUAUGACUACACAUCAGGAGUUUGGCAGUUUGAAGGCCAUGCUUUUGUGCCCAAAGGGACCUCCGGUGUCACAAUUGCACAAAUUCUUGGUGCUGCCCAAGCAGCCACCACUCUGCAACUAAGGAUCUACAAUGGAGAUCUGAGAUAUUAUUCUUCUAAACUGGUGGCCACUGAUCUAUACAAUAAGUGGUUCAGAGUAGACAUUAUCCACGAUGUGGGUGAAGGGAAAGUAGUUUUUAUUAAUGGUAUCCAAAAGUAUGAGGGGAACGAUAGAGGCCGGGCAGGCAGCAUGUAUUUCAAAUGUGGUACUGUUUAUGCCGCACCAGCUGAAUCGAGUAACAACAUGGAAUCGAGCUGGAAAUGGAUCAAACUUUACAAAAAGUGAUGGCAAAAUGUCAUCACCAGCCUGCAAUAUUAACUAAACAGCUACGUAACUCACUAAGGGAAAUAUCAUCAAGGAACUCCAUAAUUGUCCCCAUAUCGACUUCUACAUAUUUUUCAAAU